Aspergillus homomorphus CBS 101889 is the source of this 2218-nucleotide messenger RNA. RefSeq lists its product as uncharacterized. Lineage: Eukaryota; Fungi; Ascomycota; Eurotiomycetes; Eurotiales; Aspergillaceae. Gene Ontology annotation, cellular component: mitochondrion. The record is from RefSeq and is a predicted model, not a curated record. The transcript has 2 exons. The coding region runs from base 52 to 2124 and encodes 690 amino acids.
GUUUCUUACUGUCUCGUCUUCGCCGCAUUCCUUGGCCCGUACAAGUUCAAAAUGCCGGCCUAUAUCGGGCGUAUGGUCCCAAGAGCGACUGGGGUGCAUCGACUCUCAUCGCGACUCCGAUCUCAAGCCGUACGACGUCCAUUGCAUCUGUUGACGCGGCCGGAAAUCCUUGCCCUCCGCACGCCCGCAAGCCCGAGUAUCAGCAAACAGCUACGCAGCUACUCCACGGCGGAGGCGGAGCCAACACCCUCUAUCUCGCCAUCAAUUUCGACAGACUUGCUUCCUAUUUGUUGCCCGGGAUGCGGUGCGUAUGCGCAAACCGUCGAGCCCAGUGAGCCCGGAUACUACAGCAGAACAAGGAAGCAGACACGGAAGCUCCAUAAGAAGGCACAGCGACAACUCGAAGGACAGGAGGCCGAUGGGGUGGAAGAGGGAGAUGUUUCAAGACUGAAGGCUGAAGGGGAUCAGGCGGUGGAAAGGAUCCAGCAGUAUAUUACGACAGAGACUGCGCAGUGGGGGAAACCGCUGAGCAGACCUGGAAAGCUCCUCCAAGAAGCCGCAGAUACUGCUGGCAAAUACCUUGCCAAGACGCAGACGCCCAUUCAAAUCUGUGACCGAUGCCACGACCUCAUUCACCACAACGAGGCGGUUCCGGCCGUCUCUCCGACCAUAGAUUCCAUCCGCGCGUACCUGGACGAGUCGCCACACAAGGAAAACCAUGUCUACCUUCUAGUCGAUGCAGCGGACUUCCCAAUGUCUUUCAUCGACAACAUUCAUGAAGCGCUGAAUAUCAUGAGCCCGCGUUCGAAGAACCGCCGCUCCGCGACUCAAGAGUAUCGGAGCUCGAAGAAGCUGCCGACCCUCAGCAUUGUUAUCACGAGGUCCGACCUCUUAGCCCCCACGAAGGAGCAGGUCGACUCGAAAAUGCAGUACGUCCGAGACAUGCUCCGUACCCGGCUCGGACUCUCCCAAGGUUUCCGCCUGGGUAACGUGCACAUGAUCAGUGCGCACCGCGGCUGGUGGACGAAGGACGUCAAGGAGGAGAUCCGGAAUCAUGUGGGUGGAGUCUGGGUGGUUGGCAAGGCCAACGUCGGCAAAAGCAGCUUCAUCGAGGCUUGUUUCCCCAAGGAUACGAAAAAUCUGGAGAAAAUCGCGGAUCUGGUGGAGCAGCGCGAAAAGGAGUCAAGGCUGUUGAACCAUGUAGACCCUGCGCCUGUGGAUACGGACGGUCUUCUGCCCCCUGCACCUCGCGAAGAAAUGUUCCCCGUGCUACCGAUUGUCUCCUCGCUGGCCGGCACGACCGUCUCCCCAAUCCGCAUCCCCUUCGGCCGCGGCCGCGGCGAGAUGAUCGACCUCCCUGGCCUAGAACGCGGCGAUCUCUCGCAAUACGUGCUCCCCGAGCACCGCCGCGGACUCAUCAUGACGAAGCGGAGCGCCUUCCAGCGCCUAACCGUCAAGCCGGGGCAAUCGCUCCUGCUGGGCGGCGGCCUCGUGCGCAUCACGCCCGUGAACCCGGAGGACGUGAUCCUAGCGGCCUGCUUCGUGCCACUCGCAACGCACGUCACCCGCACUGAGAAGGCCAUCGAGAUGCAGCGCGGCGAGCGCGCGCUACCAGGCGACCCUUUCCUCCGCGAAGACGCGCUGCAAACGAUCGCCUCAGCCGGCCGCAUCAACCUGCAAUGGGACGUGACGCAGUCGCACCUACCGCACUCGCUCGCCCGCGCGGUGGCCGAAAAGCGGAUCAAGAACCCCAAAGUCCCCUACCGGGUGCUGGCCACCGACCUCCUGAUCGAGGGCUGCGGCUGGAUCGAGCUCACCAUGCAGACCCGCACCAAGCAGCGCGACGCCCACGCCCUCAAUCUCGACGAGUUCAACGAGGACCUCGACGACGACGACUUCGUCAGGGAGUCCCAGGAGGACGACGACGUCGACGCCGGCCUCUUCACCUCCCACCCCCAGGUCGAGGUCUUCUCGCCCCAUGGCCGCCAUAUUGGCUCCCGCGCCCCGCUCGAGUGCUGGAAGUAUAUCGCUGAGAAGAAAGCCGCCGAUAAGCGCGUGCACGGUGCCCGCGGCCGCCAGAAUAUAAGCCGUCAGCACCGCGUGAGUGCUAGUCGGGGUGAGUAGUGAUUUGUCUACUUUUUAGUUCUUAGUGGGAUGGGGUGCCCCGGAGGUGUGGUCUGUAAAUUAUCAUGUAUAUUAGUCUCUAUUGGUUGUUCGC